Messenger RNA from Acanthosepion pharaonis, 933 nucleotides. Lineage: Eukaryota; Metazoa; Mollusca; Cephalopoda; Sepiida; Sepiidae. The record is from the annotation of a GenBank genome assembly.
AUGUAUGAUGUUGUCUGGCCAGCUUUUGCUUUGCCGCUCUCGCAUGCAUCCAAUUUCAACAGUUUCUUGCAUCCUGAUCCUGCAGAGGCUGUUAUGACCUGGAACUCCUGUUUUAUCUAUCUAUCUAUCUAUCUAUCUAUCUAUCUAUCUAUCUAUCUAUCUAUCUAUCUCUCUCUCUCUCUAUAUAUAUAUAUAUAUAUAUUAUCUGUCAUUGCCGUGUAUGUGAAUCUUGUGUACGUACGCCGUCCGGUGGAUAAUAAUUUACGUUUCUUACCACCUCUCUCUUUUCGCCUCUCUCUUUUCACUUCUCUCUCUUUUCACCCCUCUCCCUUUCAACCUCUCUCUUUCCACUUCUCUCUUUCAACCUCUCUCUCUUUCCACCUCUCUCUCUUUCCACUUCUCUCUCUCUUUCCACCUCUCUCUUUUAACCUCUCUCUUUUCACCUCUCUCUCUUUCCACCUCUUUCUUUCAACUUCUCUCUCUUUCCACCUCUCUCUUUCCACUUCUCUCACUCUUUUCACCUCUCACUCUCUCUCUUUCCACUUCUUUCUUUCAACUUCUCUCUCUUUUCACCUCUCUCUUUCCACUCCUCUUUCUCUUUUCACCUCUCUCUCUCUUUCCACCUCUCUCUUUCAACCUCUCUCUUUCCACCUCUCUCUUUCCACUUCUCUUUCUCUUUUCACCUCUCUCUCUCUGUCUUUCCUCCUCUCUUUCAACUCCUCUCUCUUUCCACCUCUCUCUUUCCACUUCUCUCUCUCUUUUCACCUCUCUCUCUCUGACUUUCCUCCUCUCUCUUUCAACUCCUCUCUUUCCACCUCUCUCUUUCCACUUCUCUCUCCCUUUUCACCUCUCUCUCUCUCUUUCCACCUCUCUCUUUCAACCUCUCGCCUUCAACCUAUCUCUUCUCUCCACUUUAUUUCCACCUCUCUGUGA